GCAUUUUGAAAGUAUUCAAUGGUAUGUAUGGUUAUUUGAUUAAGAUUAAUGUUUUUGUUUAAAAAAGUCCAAGUGUGGUUGUAAUUUUUCUAAAUGUUUUCUUUUAGAAUAUAAAGCAAAUUCUAACUUCAAAGACAGCAGGGAUGACUGUGAUCAAAGAGUAUGAAGACACUGGGAGUUUAAAAGAUUCCACAAGGCGGUUAAUAGUGAACAUAAUUGUAGCUCACAUGCAUGAAAAAGAAGGGAGAGCUGUUAGUAAAGCAACAAAGGAGUUCCAUGCCCUUGGGAUUGUGUCCCUGUUCCCAUCUUUGAAAGACCCAUACUCUAAAAAAGGAUAUGAACAUUUCUAUGACAUUAAGAGCAACAAAGGCUUUCUUGAGUGGCGUAUAGAGACCGUGCAACGUAAAUCCAGAAUCACCUCUGCAUCACAGAGCAGAGUGGAGCUAAAAGGAGGUCCCACAUUAUCAAGAACGAUUGGAACUAUAGAUGACCAGCGAAUGGGAGAUGAAUGUCUGGAAGCUGUGUCUCUCCUCAAUUACACAACUGACCGUGACUUAGUGUUCCAGAAGAUGAGAGAAACUUUCCACUACCGUCAGCAGAUUCUUCACAACCCACAGCACUCAGCUGAUGUACUACAAAUGUUUCCUCAUUUCUUGGACGUCAAAAGACUGAUUUUGCAAGACUUCUCACUAAUGUUUAGAGCAGAGGUUGCUUCAAAGUUUCUGGAAAAAUGGAACACCAGAUUCAAAGAAAAAGUCAUCCAGGAGGCCAGGAACCUUAAAGAGACUGCUCUCCUGAAACAGCAUCUGAAAGCUGUACUGAAAGAAGGAUCUGAUACUACUGAUUAUCCAGAAUGGGACAGUGACAUUGCUUCUCUAUUUGUCCUGCUUCAUCUUCUUACUCCACAACCAGCUGGAAGAAAGCGGCCAAAGAAGAUCAGUGUUGGAGAGGCAACAAAUCAUCUGUCAUGCCAAAGCCUUGAUGAUCAUCUCCUGACAACUGAAGGAAACCCUCAGCCAUAUCUUCUCGCCUCAGGGACUUCAAAAGCACAGGUUUCCACCUUUUACAUUGUCUUGGACAGAAAAGUUCUGCCUUGUCAAUCAUGUACAUCCUUGGGUGCCUUUGACGAGCUGUUCAAGUCCCAUUUUGUUUUCAGUGUGAAGUAUGAUGAUGCUCUGUCCAGUCUGUACACAUUUUUGCAGACAACUGUGUACAAUAUCGAUAUAAGUACAACUGAGGAAACUCCAAGGGUCAAGGAGCUAAGAGCAAGACUGUUGAACAAGCACUAAUUGUCUUAUUUAACCAAAAUGUUAAGUUGUUUCCUCUGCACUUCAUCCUUUUGUUCAGCUUUGCUUUUGUUCAGGCACCUCAAACUAAUUCAUGGAAUGUAUCCUGGGAAAAAUCUAAGACUGAAAUGUGGUCAAGCAGAUUGUUGCUUGCAGUUCUCUAUUUAUUUUGGAUUUAGGAGACAUCUCAUUAAGAUACAUUCUUCAAUUGGUGACAAAUGUGACCCUCAUGAGACCCCUUCCAGUUAUGAAAGUGAAGAACAAAAUUCUCAUACCUUAAAUGAUGAAAUACCUUCUACUUCAUCCCAGUGCCAAAAUUUUGAAGCAGUCCCUUCAGUAUCUACUCACAAGAAAGAUAUGUGUGCGUCCAUUAUAGCAAAACUUAUGGCAAGUGGUGUACCAAAUACUGUAGUUCUUUCGACAAUUGAAAAUUUGGAGGAAUUUGUUGAAGAUUUGCAGUCUAAUAUUAAGGACCAUGUCUUAAACUUACUACCAGGUAACAAUCCAUCAAGACCAGCCAUAGAAGAGUUAUUUAAAAGUUUGGACAACCCUUUCAACCAAUUGAACUCUGAUACCAAAUGGAAAAAGUAUUUCAGAGACAAAUGGGGAGUAGUAGACCCAGUUGAACUGCGCCUUGGUGUUAGGUAUGACACCAGACGAAAUAACAAAACUGGAACUUAUGAACAAGUUCCCGUUAAUGAUAAAUUCAUAUAUAUUCCAAUUUUGAAAACAUUCCAGUUCAUUUUCAGAAAUGAAAACAUUUGUGAGAUGAUGCAAACAUGUACUCAGUCUGACAUAUAUGAAGACUUCUGCGAUGGUAUCUACUUUAAAAAUCAUCCUUUAUUUUCGACUAAUAAGUUUGCUCUCCAAAUUCAAUUAUACUAUGACGAGUUUGAAUGUGCAAAUCCUCUUGGUUCCAAAAAAGGAAUUCAUAAAAUUGGUUGCCUGUACUUCAUUCUUAGAACUCUUGCUCCAAAGGUGAAUUCUGCCCUCAUGAACAUCCAUUUGGUAUCUUUGUUCCAUGCCCAAGAUGUUAAGAAAUAUGGGAUUGAUGAAAUACUGAAACCCUUAAUAAGGGACUUGAAAAUAUUAGAAACUGUUGGGAUUGCUGUUCCAUUUGCUGAACAACUUGUAUGUGGCACACUUGCUCUCAUUACUGGUGAUAACUUAGGUAUGCAUAGCAUUCUUGGGUUCUUGGAAUCAUUUAGUGCAAAUUAUUUCUGUCGAUUUUGCUUAAUUGAUAAAUCUUCAGCUCAGUCAGUUUUCUCAGAGGAUGACCCAAGUUUGACUUUAAGAUCACCAGUACUAAAUGAUCAGCAUUAUGCCAGUUUGGUAGAUGAUCCAACACUAACCUCUUCUUUUGGCAUCAAGAGGAAAAGCAUGCUCAAUACUUUGCAGUAUUUCAAUACUGGGGAAAACUAUGCUGUCGAUAUCAUGCAUGAUAUUUUGGAAGGGGUUGGUCAAUAUGAGAUAAAACUACUUUUUGAAUAUCUGAUUGAACAUUUCAUCUCUAAAGAAAGCUUGUUGAACAGGACGUAUGCUUUUAAUUAUAGCUAUGUGGAAACUAAAAACAAGCCCACAAAUAUUAAUCUUGACUGCGGAGGACAUGGAAUAGGCUUAAAUGCAUCGCAAACACUGUGUUUAGUCACUAACAUACCUUUGAUAUUUGGUGACCUGGUACCAGAUGAUGAUUUGCACUGGCGCUUGUUGCUCUUGUUGUUGAACAUCAUAAAUAUUGUGUUCUCUUACUCAAUCACUGAGGGGAUGACAGUUUAUUUAAAUCACCUUAUUAUUGAACAUCAUAAACUCUUUAAAGAACUGUUCCCAUUAAAAAACUUGCUUCCAAAACAUAAUUUUAUGGUCCACUACCCAAGGUGCAUUAGAAAGAUCGGACCACUCAUUCAUAUCUGGACCAUGAGAUUUGAAGCGAAACACAAGUUUUUUAAAGAUUCUGUGAAGAACUUCAAAAAUUUGACAGUUUUGCUUGCAAAUA
This is a messenger RNA of Cyprinus carpio (common carp), 3279 nucleotides long. RefSeq lists its product as uncharacterized. NCBI's taxonomy places the organism in Eukaryota, Metazoa, Chordata, Actinopteri, Cypriniformes, Cyprinidae. The transcript is spliced from 6 exons. Bases 144 to 1289 code for a protein of 381 amino acids. The record is from RefSeq and is a predicted model, not a curated record.